Molecule: messenger RNA, 1496 nt
Organism: Saprolegnia parasitica CBS 223.65
Lineage: Eukaryota; Oomycota; Saprolegniomycetes; Saprolegniales; Saprolegniaceae
Exons: 7
Coding region: 21-1361 (446 amino acids)
Source: RefSeq, a predicted model, not a curated record
ACUAGAAAACUUCAACGUCCAUGGCAACGCGGGCGCUCGAGACGAUUGCGCGCUGGGGCGACGGUAGCGAUGGUCCUACGAUGGCUGUUGGCGGCGCCCCAUUCGAGUGCAACCCGGCGCUCAAUGCCAAGGUCGCGCUCUUACGCCACGAGCUCUGGACGCUCGAAGUGGACGCGAUUGUCAACCCGACGAACGAGUCCCUCACGGAUGCAUCGGGCAUCUGUGGCAGCAUCCUCGACGCUGCGGGCGACCAGAUAUACGUCGAGUGCAACGCCAGCGAUCCGUGCCGCACGGGCGACGCGGUCAUGACGCGUGGGUGUCAGUUGCCUGCCAAGAAGAUCAUUCACACGGUGGGCCCGCGCUACAACGCCAAGUACGCGGCGGAGAAUGCACUGCACGGCUGCUAUCGCAAUGCAAUGCGCGUCGCCAAAGAAGAGCGCGUGCGCUCGAUCGCGUUCCCGCCCGUCUACUCCAAGAAGAAGAUGUACCCACGCGACGACGCGACGCACGUUGCGCUGCGGACGGUGCGCCGCUUCUUGGAGCACUACGCGGACGACUUUGAUCUGAUUGUCUUUUGCCUCGACGACACGAACGACAUGCUCCUGUACGCGUCGCUCCUGCCGCUCUACUUUCCGCGGUCGAUCGACGAGCUCGAGGCGUCGCGCGCGCAGUUUGCAGCGCACCGCGAGUGGACGCUCGGCGACGCGUUUGGCGAGCCGAUCCUGGAGGAGCGCAAGAUUCGCAUCGCGCCGACCGUCUGCACCGAGAACCAGCUCGAAGCCAACACAUCGCCCGUUGCGUUUACGCUGCUCGCCGACUCGUAUGUGACCAAGGAGUUUUGCGCGAUGACGGACAACCCGGACGACGACCGCAUGGAGCUGGUCCGGAGCAUUCGCGCCAAAACGAGCGCCGCGACCUCGGAGAAGCUGACGUACCAAACGGCCGUCGAGCAGGCCAAAUACGAGGAUUUCAGCGACAUGGCCGAGCUGCAGCUCAUCUACAAGGCCGGCGUCGACCACGCCGGUGUCCCCGUCGUUCUUGUCGUCGGGCGACACUUGCCCGCCCGCCACAUUGACCUCGAUCGCGUGCUCUUGUACGUGAUCCACGUCAUGGACGGCCUUGCCGACCGCGUCUACAACGUGGUCUAUCUCCAUGGCGGCGUUGACGAAGACAACCAGCCCAACGCGUCGUGGCUCAAGACGCUCUUCAAGACCUUCUCCUCCAAGUACCGCGACAACCUCAAGACGUUUUACGUGGUCGAAGCCACCAUGUGGCUCAAGCUCGUCCUGUGGGUCGGCAAGUCCUUCUCGAGCCGCACGUUUGGCGCCAAGUCGCGUUCCUUGAUGCGCCGACCGACUUGAACCGCGUCGCCUCGUCGCUCAAGCUGCCCGACGGGUCGUUUACGGACAACCGGCACGUGAGCAACCAAGACCACCACGAGACGUAGUGCAUGUAGAGUGAAUUCGCUAAGCAACUUAGUGGUUGAUGCGCUUGGA